Messenger RNA from Phanerochaete carnosa HHB-10118-sp, 2365 nucleotides. RefSeq names its product glycosyltransferase family 66 protein. Bases 33 to 2330 code for a protein of 765 amino acids. Gene Ontology annotation, cellular component: membrane. The transcript has 12 exons. Lineage: Eukaryota; Fungi; Basidiomycota; Agaricomycetes; Polyporales; Phanerochaetaceae. Gene Ontology annotation, molecular function: dolichyl-diphosphooligosaccharide-protein glycotransferase activity. The record is from RefSeq and is a predicted model, not a curated record. Gene Ontology annotation, biological process: post-translational protein modification.
ACUUGUACCGCACGGUACAGUAUUUUGUGGCCAUGGCCACGAAGGCAUACACGCUGCCGACGGACAUUCCUACAGAGACCGUGACAAACAUCCGGUCUCUGUUACGGAUCGUCUCGCUUGCACUCAUUUCAGCCGCGGCCAUAUCCUCAAGAUUGUUCGCCGUUGUCAACUUCGAAAGUAUAAUUCAUGAAUUCGACCCGUGGUUCAAUUAUCGUGCUACGAGGCUUCUGGCAGCCAAGGGAUUCUACGCAUUCUGGAAUUGGUUCGAUCCCACCGCAUGGUAUCCUCUUGGUCGUGUCGUAGGAGGCACCAUCUACCCUGGCCUCAUGGCUACCAGUGGUGUCAUUUACAACGUUCUCCAUGCUUUGAAUCUGCCGGUCGACAUUCGGAACAUCUGCGUGCUUCUCGCUCCUGGCUUCAGCGCCCUGACCGCUUGGUCAACAUACAUGUUCACAAAGGAGUUGAAGGAUGAAAGUGCGGGUCUACUCGCGGCGGCGUUCAUUGGCAUUGUUCCAGGAUAUAUCUCUCGUUCCGUCGCAGGCUCUUACGACAAUGAAGCCAUCGCCAUUUUCCUCCUCAUGUUCACCUUCUUCUGUUGGAUCAAGGCGUUGAAGCUUGGGAGCGCUUUCUUUGGUACCUUAGCGGCGCUAUUCUAUUUUUACAUGGUGGCGGCUUGGGGCGGUUACGCUUUCAUCACGAACAUGAUACCGCUCCAUGCGCUAACGCUCAUUCUGAUGGGCAGGUUCAGUAGCAGACUUUAUGUUGCGUAUUCGUCAUGGUAUGCUAUCGGAACGCUGGCCAGUAUGCAGGUUCCCUUCGUAGGGUUCCAGCCCGUUCGCACCAGUGAACACAUGGCUGCGCUUGGUGUCUUUGGCUUGCUCCAGAUCAUCGCGUUUUCGGAACUCGUACGAUCGCAUGUUUCCUCGAAGCAGUUCCAGACUCUGUUAUACGCUUCCGUCAUCGGCAUGGGCGUCCUUGGGUUCUCCGGCAUCGUAGGCCUGACGUACAAGGGCUGGAUUGCGCCUUGGACAGGCCGCUUCUACUCUCUUUGGGACACAGGUUACGCCAAGAAAUACAUCCCAAUUAUCGCGUCUGUCUCGGAGCAUCAACCGACCGCAUGGCCAUCUUUCUUCAUGGACCUGCACAUUCUCAUUUUCCUUUUCCCCGCCGGCGUCGUCAUGUGCUUCAGCAAGCUUCGUGACGAACAUAUCUUCGUCAUCCUUUACUCGGUCGUUGCUAGCUACUUCGCUGGCGUUAUGGUCCGUCUGAUGCUGACUCUCACCCCUGUUGUCUGCGUCUCCGCCGCCGUUGCUCUUUCAUCUCUUCUAGAUACCUAUAUCGACCCGACCGAGCCUGUGCUCGAGGAGGGAGAAUCGGCAGAGUCUGAGGCCACCCCGCAAGACCCUACCAAGAAGGUCAAGAAGACCACUCCCCCUAGUAACUCCGGUUCCUUCGGAGAGUACCUUGCGAGGUUCACUGGCAACACAGACAAACCGCGCGGUAUUUUCGGUGUCAGCAACCGUCUCAUCGUCUUGUUCAACACCUUCGGCAUGCUUGUCUUCUUUGUCAUCCACUGCACAUGGGUUACGUCAAACGCAUACUCUUCGCCCUCUGUCGUCCUCGCGUCCACAGGCGCUGAUGGCAAUGCUCACAUUAUCGAUGAUUUCCGAGAAGCAUACUACUGGCUUCGACAGAAUACUCCUGAGGAUACUGUCGUUAUGAGCUGGUGGGACUACGGAUAUCAGAUCGCGGGUAUGGCUAACCGCACGACCCUAGUCGAUAACAAUACCUGGAACAACACUCACAUUGCAACCGUUGGCAAGGCCAUGUCUAGUCCAGAGGAGGUUGCAUAUCCCAUCUUGCGAAAGCACGACGUGGAUUAUGUCCUGAUCAUCUUCGGCGGUCUCAUCGGGUACUCCGGAGACGACAUCAACAAGUUCCUCUGGAUGGUCCGCAUCGCCCAAGGCGUUUGGCCCGACGAGAUCCAAGAGCCGAACUACUUCACCAAGACUGGCGAGUACAGGGUAGACGAUAGAGCGUCUGAAACCAUGAAAAAUAGCUUGAUGUACAAGAUGUCAUACUACCGCUUUAACGAGUUGUUCGGUGGCCAGCAGGCCGUGGACCGUGUACGUGGGCAGCAAAUGCCUAAGGAGGGACCCGUUCUCGACUAUAUAGAGGAAGCAUUCACGUCGGAGAAUUGGAUUGUCCGUAUUUACCAAGUUCGGAAGGAAGACUUGCUAGGUAGAGAUUUGAAGGUCGCCAAUGCUUUCGAGCAAGGCAGGAAGCGCAAGAAAACGAAGCCUCCUGUGAGGCGCAGGGCGCUUGCAUAGAUUUCUGGUGUUUCUAAUAAAGUUCUUUUUUGAUG